UUACAAGCCAAUUCCGUUCCAACCGGUUCCCAUCCUCUUCAAAAUCAUCUGAGAAAAAGUAAAAGGAUUACGAUGACAAUUAAUUUCGAAAAAUCGAGUAUUCAAGACUCCCGACUUUUUGACCCCAUAAAGGUCGGGAAUAUGGAACUUCAACAUCGUAUCGUCCAUGCUCCGGCUACCCGAUUGCGCUGUCAUGAAGAUGGAAUGGUAAUGACAGAAUUGGUAAGGGAAUACUACAGCCAAAGAAGUAGUGUACCUGGAACAUUGCUUAUAACAGAGUCUAUUUUCUCUGGUCCAAAGUCAGGUGGCUUCACCAAUAUUCCUUGCCUGUACAAUGAAAAGCAUGCUGAAGCAUGGAGACCGAUUGUGAAGGCAAUUCAUGAAAACAAGUGCUUUGUCUUCAUGCAGUUUUGGAAUCUUCCAGGAGAAUUAAAGCCGGAGUACCUUCUCGACCAAGAAAACCUGGAAAAUAUCAGCCAAGGAGAAUGUCCCAUGGACCCAACAGGAUUACCAGCAGCCCUAGGCGGUGCUUUUUCCAUAUGUGGAAAAGAAUUGUACAUGGACAAGUAUAUGUCUAAAUAUGAUAUAGACGAGCAUAUCUCAGAGUACACUGAAGCCGCCAAACGGGCUGUAUUUCAAUGCGGUGCAGAUGGCAUAGAAGUUCAUCAAGUUAAUGGUUUUUUGUUGGAUAAAUUUGUUCUAAAUGGAUUUGGUGAAAACUGCGAUCCAAAUUACAGAGGAACGUAUGAAAACCGUGUUCGAUUUUGUUUAGAACUUCUUGAGUCAGUUGUCAAAGCAAUUGGACAAGAACGUGUGGGAUACCGUAUAUCGCCCUACUCAGAUAUUUGGAAAUCAAAAGACCAUAUGGAAGCGCACAUGUAUAUGGUACAGCAACUUCGAGUCAAGUUUAAAAACCUUGCUUACUUGCAUGUGAUAGAACCUCGAGCGUAUUGGACAGGGCAUCAGCAAAUUCUUCAAGAAGAAGGUUCCCUAAAAUAUCAAAAGUUAUGGAAUAAACCACUGUUGAGUGCUGGAGGUCAUGAUCGUGAUUCCGCUUUACAAUUGGCAACCCAAGAUAAUGUUUUGGUUGCCUUUGGGAGAUACUUUUUGGCCAAUCCAGAUUUGCCAUUCCGUCUUAAAUUUAAUAUUCCCUUAAAUCGAUGGAAUCGUGCAAAAUUUUACACAAAGAAGAGCCCAGAGGGCUAUAUCGAUUAUCCAUACUGUGAGGAAUUUUUGAACAAGACAUCAGAAGCUAAAAAUCAAAAGGUAUCCUGUGGAAAAGAAAGAAUUUUUAAUUGAAUCAUGCUUUCUUUCUUUUCUUUUCUUUCCUUUUUUUUUUGUCAUUCGGAUUGCAUAUGCCUUGUCGCCAAUGCUCAUUGUUUAUAUCCCACAUCGACAAUCAUGCAAACAUUUUCAAUGAUUACUUAUAGAUAUAUCCUUCAAUCUAUUAAAUAACAGUAAUUACAUGACUUUGCUUUAGCUUUUCGUUUUAUUCAAUUCUUUACUUUUCCAUUAUCAUAUUAACGAUAUUAUUUUCUCGAUAUUGUCACUUGUUCCCUAGAAGUCCUUUGAAGGCAUUCAAAGUCCAUUCUUAGUUUCAUAAAUCAUUGCAAUGAGAGAAGUGAAUUUUGUAAA
Schizosaccharomyces octosporus yFS286 is the source of this 1635-nucleotide messenger RNA. Its product is annotated as NADPH dehydrogenase. The coding region runs from base 73 to 1299 and encodes 408 amino acids. Gene Ontology annotation, molecular function: oxidoreductase activity; FMN binding. NCBI's taxonomy places the organism in Eukaryota, Fungi, Ascomycota, Schizosaccharomycetes, Schizosaccharomycetales, Schizosaccharomycetaceae. The transcript has a single exon. The record is from RefSeq and is a predicted model, not a curated record.